UGUUGACGUCAUAUCCGCUCUGGGCGGCAGCAGCAACAGCAGCAGCUUCAUUCUCAGAAACUGACAACAAGCGAAGCGAGAAAAACAGAGCGAAAUCUGCAUCCAUCCUGUCGAGUUUCUCCAUCCGGUGGAAAUAUAUCGAUACUUGCAAACAGAGGUGACGGUCGAGCGUUAAAUCGAAUCUGACGGUACUGAGGAAGAGGUGCAAAGAAAAAUUUCCAUACUCGAUGACAUUACAUCGCAAUGUCCGAUCGUUUGGGGCAAAUUACCAAGUCCAAGGAUGGGAAAAGCAAGUAUUCAUCACUCAGCCUAUUUGACAAGUACAAGGGGAAGUCAAUAGAAACUCAGAAAACCACAGUUGUUGCACGUCAUGGCUUACAGAGUCUUGGUAAAGUGGCCGCAGCCCGGCGAAUGCCUCCUCCCGCUCACCUGCCGAGUCUGAAGUCUGAGAGUAAAGGAAACGAUCCCAACGUGAUUAUCGUGCCCAAAGACGGUACAGGAUGGGCAAACAAGCAGGAUCAACCCGAUCCAAAGAGUUCCGUUGCAUCAUCAGCACAGCUGCCGGAGCCGCAGCCGCCGCUGGCUUUACAGAAAUCUGUGUCCAAUCUUCAGAAGCCCAUGCCAAUAACCAGCCCGGAGAGCACAAGUACAGGUGGACCAAAGCAAUGGGCACAGCUCAAUGGAAAGGCAGUCGAUCAAGAUGGUUUAAAGGUCUCAAGCCGACUGCAGCCCUUCUCUCACGAGGAUUUUCCGACGCUGAAGGCAGCAGGAGAACAGGACAAAGUUGGCAAGGAAAGAAGCGUCUUCGAUCCGUCGUAUGGGCCCGGACCAAGCCUCCGCCCGCAGAACGUGUCGAGCUGGAGGGAGGGUGGAGGGAGGAAUCUGCAGCCUCCAUCUCUGUCCUCUGCUCCUCCGGGCGACACCGACACCAAGAGCAGCGGCUCAGUGGAGGCUCCACUUCCUCCUCCACCCUCCACUUCCACCUCCACUUCCUCCUCCGCUUCCCCCGCCGCUUCCUCUUCCUCCACUGCCGCCGCCGCUGCUCCGUCCUCUGAAGUGAAGGAGCCAUCGCUGCGUCCCGCUCCACCCCUGACCCGCAGAGCUGCUCCACCUGCUCUGCAGUACCAGCACCACACCACCACCACCUACCACGACAUGCUGCCCGCCUUCAUGUGUCCUAAAGAGACGCGUGAGGCCCCGGGCUCCUCUGACGGCCCUGCCGCUGUCGUGGCUCCUGUACGAUUCGACUCCAGACCGAUCUUCAGACCGCCGUUUCCUGCGCCGGAGCCCGUCAACGGUGAUGUACGAAGAGAGCCCCGUUUCCCCAGAGCCCCCCCACGACCCUCAUCUCGCCCCAUCCGGCGGCCUGGUGACAGGGCGCCUCGUCCUGCCAUCAUCAACCCCGACGACCUGAAGGACCUGGAUGAGCUGGAUAAUGACUGUGAGGACGGCUGGGCAGGUCUCCAUGAGGAAGUGGAUUACAGUGAGAAACUGAAGUUCAGUGAUGAUGAGGAAGAUCACGCCCCGCGGGAGAAGAGCAAGAUCUGGGACGACUGGGAUCAUCAUCAUCACCAUCACCAUCUUCAGGGCCAGCAUUCCUCUCAGAGUUCAGGAGACGGAGCGUUCCCCCAGGAGCCCGAAGACGAGCCGUAUUUACGCCAGCAGGAGCCUCCGGCCUCCAGGAAGACCAGCACACGCUUCCCUGCAGAACCACAGCAGAAGGCCAGUGUGAACAGUGAGUCUGCAGAGGAGCAGGAUGAGCCCCAGCGGUCGGCUCCUCCUCGAGGGAAGUUCGUCUCAGCAGACGUCUCGGCGGUGGAGCGAGCCCGUCGGCGCCGCGAGGAGGAGGAGCGCAGGGCUCGAGAGGAGAGACUGGCGGCCUGCGCUGAGAAACUCAAGAAACUGGAUGAGAAGUUUGGCAAAACGGAGAAACCUGCUCGCUCUGGAGAAGCAGACGGCAAGGAGCUGGCGCAGUCUCCCGCUCGCAGAUCCGCAAAACCCCAGCAGGAUGGCUGGCAGUACGGCUCCAAAGAAGUGACGGACACGCCAGCGGAGUCAGCCUCCAGUCAGGAUUAUAAAGAUGAAGGCUGUAACUUCCACAAUAAUGAUGAUGAGGAUGAUGAUGGUGGCGAGUCCACGUCUCCUGUGCCGGAGUACAGCCGACAUCAGAAGCCUGUGCCGCCACGCUUCCAGAAGCAGCAGCAGCAGCAGGAGCAGGUGUAUAAGCUGGCGUCGUGGCAGCAGUCGGCUCACCCAGCUCAGCCCAGCUCUGCUCACCCGCAGCGGGGCUUCUACCCUCCUCAUGUGCUGGGCUUCGACCCACGCUGGAUGAUGAUGCCACCAUACAUGGACCCCCGGCUGGCACAGGGCUGCUCUCCUGUGGACUACUACCCUCCUGGAGUCCACUCAUCAGGUUUGGUGAAGCCUGUAAUUCAGCCGGAUCACCUGAACAGUCCUGGCUCCACCUCGGAUGAAGGCUGCCACCCCAGCAUGCAUCAGGAGAGGAGAGCGCCGUCCACCGAGCCCUAUCAAGUGUGGAACCAGGACAGCUACCCCUCAGCGCGCAGUUUCACCCCGCCGUAUCAGCGGACGCAUGAGAACGGGGAGAGAGCUCCAGCGGACGACAGGAGCGACAGAUCCACAUCCAGACACGACUCUUAUGAAGAGCACAGACACGAGCGCACGGACAGCCCAGCCGAGGAAACAACACACCAGGGUUUCCGGCAGGGCAGAGUGUCAGACGGGUCCCAGCGAGAACCCAUGAUGCUCAGCAGGACUCAUGAUGAUGCUCAACACCAGAAAGAGGAGCCCUACGACAGCAAGGAGAAAAGCUAUGAGGCUGAUUUCUGGAGGCGAGACGUGCGGAAGGAGAGCAGCGGUCAGACGCAGUGGUCCGAUCACGGCUCCAGCAGCAGCAGCAGCAUCAGUCAGCCCUCCGAGACCAGCGGCAGAACCCUGCGCAGAACCGGACCCAUCAAAAAACCUGUGCUCAAGCCUCUGAAGGUGGAGGAUAAAGAGAAUGAGAAGCCCAAAGCGGAGCCUGAGGAGAAGCCGGUCCCCUACAGGCUGGAGAAGGAGGUGAUCACCAAUGUGUACGACCUGAAGAAAGACGCUCCGCACGUUUCAAACAGACACUCCAGCAGCGUCGAAGACAAACAAGCAGACGCUCUGAAGAUGGAGAAAACCAGCGCGUUAUCUGAAGAGCUCCACAAGGAGAGCUGCUGGGAGAAAUCCCAAUCCGACUGCUCCGACAGCAGAGAUCCGACCGCUCCGAGGCGCAACAACUGGAUCUUCAUUGAUGAGGAGCAGGCGUUCGCUGGAGCACGCGGUCGAGGACGGGGACGUGGCUUUCGGGAGUUUAAUUCUCGCGGAGGCGGAGCUCGUGGAGGACGCAGCGACACUAAUAGAGGAGCGUACAAUAAUAACAACAACAACACGGGCGCUCAGAGACUCACACGAGGACGCGGAAACCGAGUGUUUAGAGGGGACGAUCUGCAGAGGGGAAAACCGCGCAGACGAAACGUCAGCGAAACGCACAGCGAAACCUCCGAGUACGAAGAGCAGCCCAAACGUCCUCGGCAGAAGGUGUCGGAGAACGGCGGAGAAGCGUCAGGAGAGGUUAAAAAAGCCGACAGGGAAUCCUGGAGAUCCAAUAAAGUCUACACUGACGAUCAAAGCGAGAAACCCAAAUCUAGAGUGUUCGGGCGUUCGUUCCCGCCGCGCCUCAAUGCCGCGUAUAAUCGCGGAUUCACCGGAACCAGAGAUAUUUCAACGUGGAGAGGAAGAGGAACGCAAUUCGGGAGUUCCUCCAGUCAGGAAAACGGCUACAAUUUCGUUGCGGACUCUUAUUCGAAGCGCACCGAGCCGCUGAAGUAUCCUGCUAAAUUCACGGGCACGUUUGCGGAGAACGGCGUGGAGGAUCGUGACGGAGGAUAUUAUGUUGAUGAUAAUCCGGAUAAUCGUCCGCUGAGGAGAAGGCGUCCACCACGGCAGGAUAAACCUCCACGGUUCCGCCGUCUGCGUCAGGAGCGGGACGGAGCGGGAGCCUGGAGUAAUGAUGACUACGUGAACGGAGAGUUUCCCAAUCAGUGGCCGAGCAGAGCGAAGAGUGCGGAGGAGCACUGGCAGAAUCACUACCCUGGAGGACGCUCGCAGUCACAGGAGAUGACGGCUCAGAGUCAGGGUGAGGACUGGGAAACGGGUUCAGACAACAGUGAUUUCGGUGACUGGCGGGAGAAGCGAGGGCCGCACGGGGAUCCGCUGACAGACGCGGCUCUCGGAGAUCCGGGAUCUGAGAAGAGAGAACUCUCCAAACGCAGCUUUUCCAGCCAGCGGCCGCUGGACCGACAGAACCGCAAGAAUGACGUGUCUGUGAUGGAGAACAGCAAGAUGGGCCGUCCGGCAGAUGCAGGAUCCAGAAACGACAGCUGGCAGAAUGGAGUCGCGUCCGGCAGCAAACGAUCUCCAGAAGAGUCUGUCAGCGGUCUGAGCUCUGCGUCGGUGUACGGUGUGGAGCAGAACGAAGACCGCAGCACGCCUGAGCCCACAGGGAAGAUCAUAGAGAAAGAGUUGAAGCCCAGAAACAUGAAGGCGGACAUGACUGAACCGCUGUCCCAGUACGACCUCAACACUUACUCGAUUGAGAGUGACUCUGGAGCGUCGGUUCCCAGUCCAGAGGUUUUCCAGGAUUCUCUGUCUAAAAAGCAGCGCCGUCCGCAGGAGGACGAGCGCAGGAGGAAGGAGCAGGGCCCUCCGAGUUCAGUAAAGAGCAGAACAAUUGCUUCAAAGAUGCCUCCGCGGUUUGCCAAGAAGCAGGGCAGCAUGUCCAUGGAGCAGCCGGAGGAGACGCUCACCGCAAACAACCUGGGAACUGAGAUCUGGGAGACCAACAGCACAGCUCUGACUGUGCAGUCGUCAGGAGGCGAUUCCUGGACUAAACAGGUUUCCUACACGGGGAGCGAACCCAACUCAGAGGAUUCAGAUGCGGGACCGGAGCAGAGUAAAGAGCACAAGCCUGGUCCGAUCGGGAAUGAGCGCUCGCUGAAGAACCGGAAAGGCUCAGAGGGUCUGGAGCGCCUGGAGGGAUCCAUCACUCCCGUUAACGGCGUGGAUAUUCACGUGGAAAACGUCAUUCCUGUGCCGCCCAUCGAGUUCGGCGUCAAUGCGAAAGAUUCAGACUUCAGCCUUCCUGCAGGAUCUGCAGCCGUGCCCGUCUCCAACCCCGUCUCCAAACUGCAGGACGCCCUCGCCGGGAACGCGGGCCUGACUCAAGCCAUCCCGAUGCUGCGCAGAGAUCACCUGCAGCCCGCCAUUACCCUGAACCCCAUCAGCUUCCCCUCCGCUGACCUCACGCUCAAGAUGGAGUCCGCCAGGAAGGCGUGGGAGAACUCUCAGGCUGUGCCGGAGCAGGGGUCUCCAGGCUCCGGCUCUUCAGCUCAGCCGGUCUGCAGUGUGGGCUCCUCCAGCGUCAGCUACAGCUCCUUCUCCAUGCCACCCAUGCCUGUGGCGUCUGUGGCCCCGUCCGUCUCCAUGCAGGGCAGCCACAUCCCUCCUCUGUAUCUGGAUGGUCAUGUGUUUCCCAGUCAGCCUCGUCUGGUGCCGCCGCUCACCCAGCAGCCCAGCUACCAGCAGGCGACCCCUCAGCAGAUCCCCAUCUCUCUGCACACGUCUCUGCAGGCUCAGGCUCAGCUGGGUCUGCGUGGAGCUCUGCCCGUCUCUCAGUCACAAGAGAUCUUCAGCUCCAUCCCUCCAUUCAGGUCUCAGGUGUACAUGCACCCUAACCUGUCCCAGGCGAGCCCCAUGGUGCUGUCGGGUGGAGCUGCUCUGAAAGGGCCGUACUCCGCCUUCCCCGGCCUGCAGCCCUCAGACCUGGUCAAAUCUCAGUCCGGAUCCCACUACCAGCCCAUCAACGGCAGCACGCCACUGGUGUACGACCAGCCCACAGGCAUGAGCACCUCACAGCUGAUGGACUCGCAGCUCAUUCAGGUGACGAUGCCGAUGCCAGGCUCUCAGCUGCGCUAUGGUUCAGCCCAGCAGCACCUCAUCCUCCCGCAGUCCAUCCAGCUCCAGCAGAACCAGAAUCUGUCUGUGGGAGCUCCACGCCGCAUGAUGCCCCCAGGGUCACAGCCAGUGCUAAGCGGCAGCAGAGAGGUUUCACAGAUGGACAUGAAAGGCUUUCAGUUCUCAGAUAAACCCAGCCACUCUCCUGGAAUACCCAGCGGCUCAUACAGGCCCGGCUCUGCCAGCCCCAGUGGGAAAGCGUCGGGUGCUCCAGCGGUGGCGUCUCUUGCAGGACACUACACACAGCAGGUGUCGGGUCCUCAGGGCAGUAUGGUGAUGCACAUGCGUCCCCCCAGCAGCGGGCCCUUCCCCACCCCCAUCCAGCGGCCCAUCAUGCAGGUCAACAAGCCCGUGAUCAUCCGCUCCCCGCCGUACCCCGGCCCAAACACCGGCCCCGCACACACACACGCACACACACACAACCCUGAGGGCCCCGGCAAGGGCCCGGAGGACGGCCUGAAGGUGAGCCACCCACUCUGAGCAUAGGAGUGUGUGGCGUCAGCAGCACCAGUGAAAGCGUCAGCGUCUCGCAGCGGAGCCAUCAAACCACAGCCGCUCAAACUGGAGGAGGGAAAAGCCUGACCUGCAGGACUUCCUCAUCCCGUCUCUCUCUCUCUCUCCGGACUCACAGGACCACCAACCAAUCAGAUCACAGUAUCAGCCAUCACAUAGAGAAAUCUCCAUAUCUAUCUAUAUAUAAAAGUCUACUCUAUAUACACACAGACACGCUGGUGUUGGACUGUCCGCUGGGUGCAGAUUCCACAAGACCGCCUUUAUUUAUUUACAUCCUCCAGUGCAGAAGAACGGUUCCUCCGCAAGCCCACAUCACACAGCAACAGGAAGUGCAGCUCACGCAUUGCCACGCCCACAUUGCCAAACUGAGCCAGCUGAUUGGACUCGAGGUUUUGAUUGACACAUGCUCCGGAGCUGCGGUGUGUGUGUGUGUGCGCGUGUGUGUGUGUGUGACAUUGGUCAUUUUUACUGGGUACCAUGGAGUUUUAACGUUUAUUUUUUUUCUUUUUUUAAAUAUAUAUAUAUGAAUACAGUAAUCAUGCCCAUCUGCUCUAUUAUUAUUAUUAUUAUCAUUAAAGAACACCUUUUAUUCAAUAAAAAACAAACUUCAACCCAGA
Messenger RNA from Danio rerio (zebrafish), 7190 nucleotides. Lineage: Eukaryota; Metazoa; Chordata; Actinopteri; Cypriniformes; Danionidae. The record is from RefSeq and is a predicted model, not a curated record.